AUGGCCACAUCAGGAAAAAUCCCCCUCAAGUUGGACUCGCUCAACAAUGAAAUGUUUAAAGCGCUCAGAGAAAAAACGCUAAGUCUAAGGAAGGAGAAACUGCACGUCCAACUGUCAGGAAACAAUUUAAACGUAACUCCAAUUGAGAAGUCAUGUCCCCUCACCUUCUUUAUGCUGAAGCAUAAGUACAAGAUAGACACGCAGAGUAUUCAAAUUAAGGUGGCAAGUAAGGACUCUGCCGGAGAGGGAAGUAUCGUAAGUGGAGCGGAUGCCUCCCUUAAACAAAGUGAACCCUCUCAUAGUGACAAUAACCAUGGAGGGGAGAAAAGUUCACCCAACGGGGAAACCAACGGGAAAAACAACACACACGUUAGCAGCGGCGCUAAUGCAACUGGAGGGACAAACUUCCUAGACUCGUUCAUCCAAUUCAACAUUCCCGUUUUGAACGAACUAGACCGAGCCUACUUCUACAAACACAUCAUUGAGAUAAUCGACACGCUCGCUGCGGAUGUUGUUUACAGACACAGCAUAGGAGGAUACAAAAAAAACGACAAGUACAACUUUGUCACGGUCCUCUUUAACAACCUGAAGGUGUACCAGAAGAGCCAACUCCACCACGAGUUUUGUUUCUCCCUGUAUGAGCAAAAACCUCUAACCAUCAACUGUUAUGUUGUCCACUCGGGGAACACCUCUUACAUAUUAAAGCUGGAUUUCUUCCAGGAGAAUAAUCUAAUUUUCGACAUAUACACAACGUUUGUAAAUAUAAACAGCUUAACAUUCAAACCGCAGGAAGUUGUGCCUGUGAUCAAUUCGCACCAGGAUGAGAAGUACCAGCAGGUAAGUCUCUUUGCGGCCCACCUGAAGGAUGUACAAAAUUUGUUUAACCACAAGGAUGUGAAAAAUAAAAUUUUGCAACAGGAGGAUAUAAACUUCAUGCUGGAUUAUUUUAAAAACACUCCAGUGGAGAAAAAGACCUAUGAGAAAAAUCAGUACCAAACUACGGACAUUUUUGAGUAUGACCAUGUGCAGGCCAAAUCGGCCAACGGGGUGUGCGCAUCAGGAGCGGUGUCAUCAGCUGAAGCUGCAAUGAACGCGCAGGGAAAAAACGCCCUGACCAUCCUCGGACACAUUUUGGACACAAAGGACGUAGCCUUCUACACCGGGAAGAGUAACUUCUACUGCAAGGAUUCUUACAUCGAGUCGAAGAAUUUCAUAUCGUCGGAAUUUAAAAACAUCCACAACUUCACCUUUGGGGGAUACCUUGCUUACCUCUCCUUCUGUCACGCCAUGACCAUAAUCAAGCACUACGUUGCUCGCCCAGUCCUUAUCGAGUUAAAUGAAAUUCAGUACAUUCUGCCUGUUCCCUGUAACUCUAUCGUAUCAUUUAGGGGAAAAGUCAUUUACUGUGAUGCUGACAAAAUUCAGGUAAAAAUUGCAGCUUACUGUUUUGACUUGAAAAAAAAUGCGUACUACUUAACCACCAUUUUUGACAUGUCCUUUGAAAAUAAUUCUGCCAUUUCGUUCAUUCCCCAGUCGGAGGAGGAGGUUAAGCUUUAUUUGUUGAGCUACAUCCGUUCGCACUUACUCCCCUAG
Messenger RNA from Plasmodium coatneyi, 1593 nucleotides. RefSeq lists its product as uncharacterized. Gene Ontology annotation, biological process: acyl-CoA metabolic process. Lineage: Eukaryota; Apicomplexa; Aconoidasida; Haemosporida; Plasmodiidae. The transcript has a single exon. Gene Ontology annotation, molecular function: fatty acyl-CoA hydrolase activity. The record is from RefSeq and is a predicted model, not a curated record. Bases 1 to 1593 code for a protein of 530 amino acids.